AUGAAGACUGAACCCAUUGCAAAUCAACCGCACCCGCUCGAACAUCCAGGUGGCUCCUUUGACGAACUUGUCACUGUCCGCGUCGGCCGUGCUCCUCAUAUAAAGGAGUACCAAAUACACCAAGGCCUCCUCGCUCACCACUCAACCAUCUUCGCCUCAAUGUUUCUUGGCACCGCAAGGACUCGAUCGAAAACCCUAGCUCUGCUCGACGUGGACCCCGAAGUCUUCGAGACGGUGAAGUACUGGUUGUACACCACCAAAUUCUGGGCACCCGGCACCAACACCACCGGUAAGAUUCCCUUCGAUGACAGUAAGAUCCUGCAGCUCUACUUCUUCGCAAACGACAACGGCAUGCAGGAGCUGCAGAACGUGGUUAUGACGCUCUUCUACCAAAAGAACGUGCAGGAUUGGGCCAUAGCUAUUCCGCAGACUAGGGUCGUGUAUGUCCGCACGAGGCCGGAGUCGCCGCUGAGACGGUUCUUGGUUGAUAUGGUGGCGGAGACAUGGGGGUUCAGGACAAUCAAGGAGGACCAGUCGAAGCUGCCCAAGGACUUUUUGGUGGAUGUGUUGGUCAAGUUGAGGGAUGCGAAGAUGGCGCCGGGCACGGCGAGUCAUAAGCAGACGUGGAUUGAGGGGAUGAAUAGGGACUUUUGUGAGAAGUAUCGUGUUCAUACGGAGGAGAAGUGA
This is a messenger RNA of Parastagonospora nodorum SN15, 687 nucleotides long. RefSeq lists its product as hypothetical. Lineage: Eukaryota; Fungi; Ascomycota; Dothideomycetes; Pleosporales; Phaeosphaeriaceae. The transcript is spliced from 2 exons. The record is from RefSeq and is a predicted model, not a curated record. Gene Ontology annotation, molecular function: protein binding. The coding region runs from base 1 to 687 and encodes 228 amino acids.